Molecule: messenger RNA, 1221 nt
Organism: Capronia epimyces CBS 606.96
Lineage: Eukaryota; Fungi; Ascomycota; Eurotiomycetes; Chaetothyriales; Herpotrichiellaceae
Product: AUR protein kinase
Exons: 3
Coding region: 1-1221 (406 amino acids)
Biological process (GO): protein phosphorylation; regulation of cytokinesis; mitotic spindle organization
Cellular component (GO): chromosome passenger complex; spindle midzone; spindle pole centrosome
Molecular function (GO): ATP binding; protein kinase activity
Source: RefSeq, a predicted model, not a curated record
AUGGCUACCAAAACAUUGGAGGCACGCUUCGAACAUCUCACAGUGCACGAUGAGAAUGAAGCACCAACAGGCUCUAUGCUCAAGUCGAAGGCGGCCUGUCAAGGAACCAUCGCGAGUCUUCCUUCUAACCCGUCGAGACCAAACCUAGUAAAAUAUGCUCUCCAGGCCUCGAACGAAUCGAGACAGAACGCUGCACAAAUCACUACAAUCACAACCACGACAACAGUCCCUACGCUUCCCCCAUCUCCCGUGCGGAAAGCUGUGGCAUCGUUGCGUACCACUGAGGACAAGGACAACAAUGAUUCAGCGCAUCAACACGUGUCCUCGCUGAACUUCUUUGACCAGCCGCAAGCUCCCAAACAGUUCCACCUGGGCAUGUUCGAGAUUGGCAAGCCUCUGGGCAAAGGGAAGUUCGGACGUGUCUACCUCGCCAGAGAAAGGUCAUCGGGAUACGUCUGCGCUUUGAAGGUCCUGCACAAAUCCGAACUGCAGCAGGGCAAAGUCGAGAAGCAGGUUCGGCGCGAAAUCGAGAUCCAGUCCAACCUGAGGCACCCCAACAUUCUGCGGCUGUUCGGGCAUUUCCACGACAGCAAAAGAAUAUUCCUCAUCCUCGAGUUUGCUGGCAAAGGAGAGCUUUACAAGCAUCUCCGCAAGGAAAACCGAUUUCCCGAGUGGAAAGCAGCGCAAUACAUUGCGCAGAUGGCUGCGGCUCUCAAGUACCUGCACAAGAAGCACGUCAUGCACCGAGACAUCAAACCUGAAAACAUCUUGUUAGGGAUUCACGGUGAGAUCAAGGUCUCUGACUUUGGCUGGUCGGUUCACGCUCCAAACAAUCGAAGGCAGACCAUGUGCGGCACGUUGGAUUACCUUCCACCGGAGAUGCUCAAGCCUGGCAGUUCCGACAACUUCUACACUGAGAAGGUCGACCUCUGGAGCUUAGGCGUGCUCACCUAUGAGUUUCUGGUGGGCGAGGCACCAUUCGAAGAUACGCCAAUCAUGACCCAGAGAAGAAUUGCUCGAGGCGACAUGACUGUGCCGAGCUUUGUGAGUACCGAAGCCAAAGACCUAAUCCACAGACUACUUGUUCUUGACCCUGAGAAGAGAAUCCCUCUGGACGAUGUCCUUCGACAUCCCUGGAUUGUCAAGCACUGCGUGACCAAGGGCGGGGAGCGUGGCUCACAAAGAGCGUCGGGCAGCAAAGGCUCGAGCUCAGAGCAGUGA